AUAACCCAACAGCUUCCACCUGCCCAGGUGCGUCUCUUUGCGCUGACGUAAUCGUUGCGCAGCUUCCGACUGACAGGUCGGAAGAGAAAGGAGGAGACACCUCGUCAGGUCACCUGUCGCCAGUUAAAGCCUCCCCAGAAGAAGAAAGAUAAUGAAUCCCAUCCCGUCCAACCUGAAGUCCGAGGCCAAGAAAGCCGCCAAGAUCCUGAGAGAGUUCACUCAAAUCUCUAACCGGACCGGACCGGACAAACUUAUCCCUGCUCAUAUUAUAGCGAAGGCUGAAGGUUUGGCCAUCAUCUCAGUCAUCAAGGCAGGCUUCAUGGUCACCGCCAGAGGAGGCAGUGGGAUUGUCAUCGCCAGACUCGCCGACAGACGUUGGUCGGCACCUUCAGCUCUUGGCAUAGCUGGUCUUGGUGGAGGCUUUGAGCUCGGUGUGGAGGUGUCGGACCUGGUGAUCAUCCUGAACCAGCGGAGAGCGAUCGAGGCGUUCACGAAGGGUGGCAACCUGACCCUGGGUGGCAACUGCACCGUCGCCGUGGGACCCAUGGGCAGGAACCUGGAGGCUGACGUCGCCCUGCGCAGCACGGCUGCCGUCUUCACCUACUGCAGAUCCAGAGGUCUGUUUGCAGGGAUUUCUCUGGAGGGAUCCUACCUGAUUGAACGCAAGGAGACCAACCGCAAGUUCUAUGGUCAAGAGAUCCGGGCUUCGUGUAUUUUGAAUGGUGACGUUGAGCCUCCAUCAGAGUUCUGCGACCUUUACCACAUCCUGGACGAGUACACUGAGGCCUACACCGCUGACUGGACUAAAAAGAACAUGCGAGCUAAGUCAGUUCCUCCAUCCAGACCUCCAGCUCCAUCCCAGAAGAAAGCCCAAAGCAGCUACCAGCAGCAAACGGCCAAUUCCGAGAAGAAAAAUAGGCUCUACCCAAGCGUUUCUGUCUACAAGUCUGAAACAUCAGAUCAGUUCGCCUCCUGGGAUCCUCCGAGCUACGCUCAGUUGGAAUCCGUCGACCCUCCAACUUAUGAUGCAGGAGUGUCCUCAGCAUCAAGGGGCGGAGCCACUGGCUCUCUGGUCGUCACGGCAACCCACCCCUUCACAGGGCAGGAGCCCGGUGACCUGAGCUUUGUCCCCGGGGACCAAAUCACCGUCAUCACCAAGACCGAUUCCCAGUACGACUGGUGGGAGGGACAACUGGAUGACGGGCGCGUUGGGAUAUUUCCUGCCAACUUUGUUACUUACUGAUGUCGCCCCCUGGUGGUUGGAUUGAUGAUAGAUAAGUGGAAAGGUCAAGCGAACAAAAACUACAGGUUCUGACAAGUCAUUCAAAUUUUUUUAAACUUUUAUGAUGAAGGAUUUUUUUUAUAAAUAAGCAAAUUAAUACACUUUUUAGCCUUGGUUCAAUAUUUUUUGGGUGAUUUGACACGUAAAACAGAGUUUAAUAUAAUUAGUGGAACUUUGGGGAUUUUCUUUAACUUCUCACCUGGAUUAGUUAGUGAAAAUUUGAACAUUGCAGUUGAUUUAACUCGUAUAACAUACCUAACUUUUCCACCAGCUGACAUUAAUUGAUUCUUUAGGUUUUACUUUAAAUACUAAUGAUAAUAUUAAGAUUUAAGUGAAGACUACAGCUAGAAACUGUUAACAGACUCACUACUUCUGGUUGGUUGUGUUUUUUCCAAGUAUUACAGCUGAGGGCUGUAUUUCCUGUUUCUUUUCCCUUCAAAAUAAAACUCCCGGGGCUCGGCGGUUUAAAUUCUGACCUCACUUAGAUGAUCUGACAUGAACAUGUUUAGUUGGUGGAGACGUCAUCUUCACCCCAUGGGUUGUUUUACGGUCUGUUACAGUUUCUGCACUAAUGAGGACUAAACUAUAUUUUAUACAAACACAGAACAUGUGUGUGGUGUUGGUUUCAUGCAUGGCGAGUUGUGAAUAAAAACUUUUUAAACUGA
Messenger RNA from Girardinichthys multiradiatus, 1947 nucleotides. It is a transcript of the gene sh3yl1, whose product is annotated as SH3 and SYLF domain containing 1. Bases 152 to 1243 code for a protein of 363 amino acids. Lineage: Eukaryota; Metazoa; Chordata; Actinopteri; Cyprinodontiformes; Goodeidae. The record is from RefSeq and is a predicted model, not a curated record. The transcript has 12 exons. Gene Ontology annotation, cellular component: ruffle membrane. Gene Ontology annotation, molecular function: phosphatidylinositol binding; protein binding.